GAAAAGACAUAUUCGACGCCCAACCUCGAGAAACUUCUAAACGGCACCCUUUGGAACCUCACAGUCCCUGGAACAACCUUAAUCUUAUACUCUGCAUCCAAGACAAACACCAUGGAGUUCUUUCUCAUGGACUGUUUCAUCACAUGCAUAUUCCUGAGUUUUUAAGCUUGCAUGUUUCAGAAAACGAUGAUGCUUCAUGUGAUGAUAAGUCAAAUGACUCAAAGGCAACUAUUAAGAGUUAUACUAGACAUUUUAUUUGAUGUACUGAACAAAAUUAUAGCUAAGAAGAAUGAUAUGGCAAUGGGUAGCUUAGGCUUGUUAUUUCACUUGUAUGUUAAUUCAAACUGGAUGAAGGGCACCAGAUAGUGGAGAAUAUAGAUGGUUCAAGGCAACCAGUGCCAGGAAAACACUGUAGCUCAAAUAAUAUUUCUGCAGACCUUCAAAACUCACUUUUCAAUUUUUUUGUACUGAUUAUGGAACCCCUUUUGCUGAAGAUUAAUGCCUAUAUUCAAGUUGAAGUGGAUGCUAAUCCCCUGUUGUUGGAUUUUCAUGCUUUACUCAAGUCUAUUGGUAAAUUACUUGCUAGUUUUAUGCAAGACAAAGUUUAUGUGAGAACCGAGGACACAUCUGGAGGAGCUUGUCUUAAUUUCUUGAAGAAAAUAUUUAAUACACUGAUGACUAGUUUCACUAGUGUACUUCACUUCUCCAACUAUGAUACAACCAACAGGACGGAGAUAUCUAGUACCUUGCCUGCUAACGAGAUUCUAGUUGCUAUGGGAUAUCUUUUGCAAAUUGAAUAUGAGGUUAUUGGUAAAUCUGUGGCUUCUCAUGUUGUCAUGCUCUGCCAUCAAUUGCAAUUUGGUGAAUGUUCCUGACCAAUGCCCAUUACCUUCCACUAUACCUGCCCUGGGAUGCCAAACAAUUUAUCUCUACAGUCAACUUCUCCAGGUGGAAAUUGCUAUUUUAGCAUUGUGCAAAGCAAUAAGGCUUGUUAUAUCUCACGAGGGUAAUACUGAGGGUUCUUCCAGGUUCUUGGUAUUUCUGUCGAAUGAAUUUCAUUCUGAAGCAGUUGAAAGGCUGUUAUCUUCAGAGAAGUUCAUCAAUGCCAUUUAUAAAGCUGUUGAAUCUAUUCCCGAAGGGCAAGUAUGUGGUUGUAUUAGACAAAUAACAGAAGAUAUUUCAGAAUCUCUCAGGUGGAUGAAAGAUUUCUGUCCAUUGGUUGAUGGCAAGAAAUUGCAAAAUUUUAAUCUGCAAGGGGAAUUGCUGGGUAGAGGGCUGUCUAGACUGUAUUGUUUAGUUCUUGGUUCGGUUAUUAUCACCAACAGCAACCACAAUCUUCUUGGGGUUGCUGUAAAUGAACUUAUGGCAUUAGUGCGUCCCUACUUGAGUAUUCUAGUUGGGCAACAACCAGAUACAAUCUGCAAGUUCUUUUCUUCUGUCAUAGGAGAAACUGUUGAUCAGGUGGUUAGAAAGGGAAAAGUUUUAAAGAAAUUUGGUAGGUCCAGUCAAUGGGUUCUUGUGUUCUUCUUUCAGUUGUUUGUGUCCUGUCAAAGCUUAUAUAGGCAAGCAAGCCUUAGGCCUCCUGAUUUGCCAAAGAUGUCUGCAGAGGUGGAGGAUUACACAACAUAUUCUGCCUCUGAGUUGAUGGAGAGGAUUGAUAAGAUAGACUUUGGUUAUUUUUCUUGGAUUGUUCAACCCUCUUCUUCCCUCCUUGUUGUUAUGCAAUUUAUUUCUGACAUAUAUCUUAAACUUGGCUCAGAUGACUCUUCCCCUUUGAUCUAUAUAUUUCAGUCUAUGGCUCUUCGAAGGCUUGUUUACUUGAAUAAGCAGAUUAAAUUGUUCAAGUAUUUAAAAAAGAAACAUUAUUUGCAAAAGAAGUCUUAUAGAUCUCAAAUCAAGACACUGAAAGAAGAGGCGGCUGACCUUACUAAUUUUAUUUUGGAGUAUUUAUCAUGUGUGUAUCAAUCCCCAAUCUUUGUUUCUGAUUAUGUAACUUGUGAAGAUGUAGUUUCUGUGGUCACUCAAAGCAUCCAAGACCACAUAAAAGAAAGAUGCAACCAAUGGGAUUGGGAUCUAGGAGUGUAUGCUGCUAACAAAAAAUCAUUGCCAACACUCAUUUGGUCAAAGCUUUGCAAAAAUGUUGAUAUUUGGAGCAACCAUGCUUCAAAGAAGCAAUUGAAAACGUUCUUCUCACAUUUACUCCAUGCUUACCUUCACAGUGUAACAAGUAGUUUUCAAGAGCCAGGUGUGCAAGAAAUUGACAAGUGUAAGCUGCUCAAGACGAUCACUUUGUCACAAAUAUCAUCAGAACUUCUAAAUGAUUCACUUUUUUAUGAACAAAAAUUUGCUCACAGGAGUCUGGCCUCGAUAUUUUGCCUUGCUUUAGAGAAAUUGGUGCUCCCAUUAUUUAGUAACAUUCCAUGUACUGAUGUCAAUCUUCAGUCAUUGCCUAAUUGGCCAGAGUUUUUAAGUUUUUAAGUUCAACCACUCCUUCAUGUGACAAACUUCCUGCAGAUAUCAGCAGAAAAGACGAGACUUUCCCUGUCACUGACAAAAUUUUUAGAGAUUGCCACCAGUUGCUUGAUCUCUUGUGUCGGAUGCAAGAUAAAAAUGCGAGAUCAUUUUCGCAUCUUCUGACUUGUAUUUUCAACCUUGAACGGCUUCUUAUUGGUGCCUUGCUGUAUUUUCAGAGUACAAUGCACUGGGAUUAUUAUUUUGAGUAUUUAAGAUUAUUUGUCUCUUGUCGGAAGACAUUAUGGCAUAUAUUAGUCGGAUUUUAUGAUAAGGCAAACACUAUCCCAUUCUCGCCAAACUCGAUUAUUUCUGGAAGUUCGCUACCUGUAUUGUGGCUUUCAAAGUCAUUAUCUGUGGUUGUUGGGAUUAAAGAGUCACACUCAACCAAAAAUAUUAUUCUCUGUAAAUCUAUGAUGUUUUCCUUAAUGCAUUACACAUCAAAUGUCUUGUUUGGCAUAGGAAAAUAUCAAAUUGUUCACGCUUUUUCCAUUAGUAAAGAAGCUGUGAUGCCUUGUGAAGAGAUCUCUAAUCAUAAGAUUAGCCAUGAGGAGAAUCAUUUGCUUCCAUAUUCUCAGGACUCCCCCAAGCUUGAGGCAUUGAAAUGUUUAACCUUUAUGGCUGAGAAUUUGAGAAAGCAGAUACAGAGCUUGCUUGUUUCUGUUCACAAUACCCCUUGCAAUGUCAAUGUGGGAUUUGGUCUUACUUAUGAAAACAUUAAUAGAUUGUCCUCUUCAGCUUGUUGCUUUAGUAGACUUUUGUGGGGCCUACUCACAUCUUCCACGGACCAAACAGAUGCUAAAGAUAGUGAUGAAAAAGAAAAAGUGUUGAUGUGGAAAAGUGAGCAUGCCUCUGAACUGGACAGUUGUAUAUCUUCUCUUAUGGAACUUACCAAUGUUUUUUGUAAACAAAUUGCUUAUCGAGAGUAAUCAACUUUCCAAAAGUUCACACAAUACACAACAUUUUGAAGAUCCAGCCGUGAAGUUAUCCUUGUCAAGUACCAAUUAUUUGUCAUCUAAAAGUUUAGUUUCUAAGGCUAAUGCCUUAGUUGGUACACAAAAUGAAUCUAAAGCUGCAGCUACUUGCUGUACUUCAUCAGCUGUUGAUAAUGUCUCCAAAAGUGUCAGUAAUCAUGGGAGAAUGUUGAAUCCAAAUGGUAAAAACUAUGUUGCCAGGGUUUUGGCCAGGGUGGAAUCCACUGAGCUACAGGGUUUGAAUAAGCCUUUGUUGCAAAGCUUGGUAAAAGGUGAUCACCCUGAAAUAGCUUUUUUGCUGAGACAAUUGUUAAUUGUUUUCUCAUCUCUUUUGAGGUUAAAUUUUCUGAAAGAUGAUGGUUUCUUACCUUCUAGUUUUGUACCUACUUUCAUUGAAAUUUCACAAGUCCUGUUAUUAGAAUUUACAGAGAUGGUUGCGGUCCCACAGUAUUCUGCUUUACUUUUGUUAGAUGGUGCUUGCAACUAUUUGAGAGAAUUAGCGGGUUAUUUUCCUUUCACUUAUCCUACCUCCUCUAGAAAAGUUUACAGAAAAUUGAUACAGAUUCACAUGAGGGCAAUAGGCGAGACCAUUUCGUUGCAAGGAAAAAGGGCAACACUAACCUUUCAUGAAAGACAGUCAAGUACCAAGUCACUUCAUAAAGGAUCAGUUGAAGCUUAUUCUUUUACUGAAUUGCACUGCUUUUCCUUGGAUGAAUUUAAAAUUGGGCUGCGGAAUUCAUUCAAAGCAUAUAUAGAGAGGCCAUCUGAAUUGCAUCUUUUGUCUACUAUACAGGCCAUUGAGAGAUCUCUAGUUGGUAUUCAAGAAGGAUGUACUGCGAUUUAUGAUGUAAUCCUAUUUUUUUUUACUAGAACAUUUAUCUUUUUUGGUUAAUGAUGGAUUGAAAUAAUGGUACCGGACAAUCCCUCAAUAAAUUGAAUUUAUAAACUAAUUCCUAGAUUAUU
This is a messenger RNA of Glycine soja, 4448 nucleotides long. RefSeq lists its product as uncharacterized. The record is from RefSeq and is a predicted model, not a curated record. Lineage: Eukaryota; Viridiplantae; Streptophyta; Magnoliopsida; Fabales; Fabaceae. Bases 799 to 2478 code for a protein of 559 amino acids. Gene Ontology annotation, biological process: ribosome biogenesis. The transcript has 4 exons. Gene Ontology annotation, cellular component: nucleolus.